Taeniopygia guttata (zebra finch) is the source of this 3410-nucleotide messenger RNA. The record is from RefSeq and is a predicted model, not a curated record. NCBI's taxonomy places the organism in Eukaryota, Metazoa, Chordata, Aves, Passeriformes, Estrildidae.
AGCGUGAAAAUACUUUGUACACUGCAAAGGGUGCUAGUUUCAGGAUUAGACAUCUUGGAUUGGAGUGGGAACUGGAACUCUUCCCUCCUUCUUUCACUGAUAAAUAACCAGCAGUCAACCCCUGCUGGAAAGUUUUCCUGUACUCCAGUCUCCUGGCACAGCUGGCAGCUUCACGAUGGUUUAUUAAACAUCUCUUACAAGCUAUUCAACAUUGCCUUUGUCCACACCAUAGCAUACACCACGUCAAACCUGCAAACAGGAAAGUCCCUUAAAGCCACCAGGUGCAGUGCAGAGAGCAGGAAAGGCCAAGGUCUUUGGUGUUAGCACAGAAUGUGUUAAGGAAAAGUGACUAGGGAGUAAAUAAUUGUUUAGGCACAGAAAGACAUGAUCUACUGAAACACUUGCUCAUGUGGUUCUCUCUUUAGGCUGCACCUUUUGUUUCUGCAGUUCCUGAGGGUUGAUCUGUCCUGUCUGCUGACUCUGACUGGCAGCAGCUUUAGCUCUUGCCCCUGUUCUUUGCCUCUGGUUUUGUUGGUGAGGAUAUCACAGUGAUGUCUGCAUUCAACCUGCUGCAUUUGGUGACAAAGAGCCAGCCAGUGGCCCUGCGAGCCUGUGGGCUUCCCUCAGGGUCAUGUAGGGAUAAAAAGGACUGUAAGGUGGUCUUUUCCCAGGAGGAGCUGAGGAAGCGGCUGACACCCCUGCAGUACCAUGUCACUCAGGAGAAGGGGACUGAAAGUGCCUUUGAGGGGGAGUACACACACCACAAAGCUCAAGGAAUAUACAAAUGUGUUGUUUGUGGAACUCCUUUAUUCAGGUCAGAAACAAAGUUUGACUCCAAUUCAGGUUGGCCUUCCUUUUAUGAUGUGAUCAGUCCUGAUGCAAUUGCUUUCAACGAUGAUUUCUCCUAUGGGAUGCAUCGGAUUGAGAUAUCCUGCAGUCAGUGUGGUGCUCACCUGGGGCACAUUUUUGAUGAUGGACCUCGCCCAACUGGCAAACGGUACUGCACAAACUCUGCUUCAUUAUCUUUCAAGCCAGCAGACAAGAACAGCGCUGGAGAAGGCAGCGUUAAUGCCAGUCCUGCCCAAACAGGCAAAGCUGAGCUGUAGGAUGAAGCAAAGCCUGGAGAAAACUGCGUUGAUCCCACACAGCUUACAAGGAAUGUUUUCUAGUUUUCAAGUUGCCUGCUCUCUUAUAUCCUAAGAAUGUUCAAAUGUAUGAAAGCAUUUUGCACCAUCCUUCUUCCUCACCUUUUCAGAACUGAGGCCUUUCCUACCAGUGCAUUUACGGUAUAAUUGGAUUGAAAAAUGUAUUGACUGAGUCCACAGGUUUUCUUUUUUCUUCUUUUCUUUGAGAUUGCUUUGGGGAAUCUUUAAAUUGAGAGGUUUUUACAUCAUUAGUUGUUAGUUUAUGCUUUAUACUGUGUUAUUCUAGGUUUACACACUAUUCGUUUUUGCCUGGGAAAUAGGACUUGUGUUUAUCUCCAGUCUAUAGGAAACUUCUGGGCAUAAGAAAAUUCUGAAUUCCUAGCACAUCUCUGCUUUGUUCUGACUUGUGAGGCAUGCAGCCUUUGGUCACAUGUAUCCAACCAUCUCCCAGCAUCAGCCGCACCUUGCAAAAACUUGUAGUUAUGGCUGUUCCUUCCCAACUGAAAGAGGUGGAUGAGAUGUUAAAACCAUCCUUUGGCUAAUUUACUGCCAAAAUUUCAAGGGUGUGGUUGAGAGGAUGUAAACAUUGUCUCAGCAUCUGUGUUUCCCCUUUGUUUGGUAUUUAAAUCAAGGUUUUAACUAGUAAGGCUCACUUUUGCAGGCUACUAAUGAAGCUUUGUCUGUUUGUGAGGCCUAUUCAACAAGUGUAACGCAAAUCUGAAUUAAAGUUGAAAUCUGCAGGGAGUAAUUAUAUGGGCAAGUGCAGAGAUAAACUUGCAAAGUGAAGUAGAUGAAGGAUGACACUAGGCUCUUUAUCUUGUCGGUUGCUACAAGGAUUCAGAAACAUGACAGUUUCUGCUAGAGAGAAGUUUAGGAAUUCAUGCAGCGAAAGAAUGAGACCCUCCUGACAUAUCCAGUUUUAAAGAUUAGGUGGUCUGAAUGCAUACUGCAUACAAGAUCCAGUCUUUAAUUUGUGCAAUAGCAAUGUAGUGACAUGAGUGACACUGUUGGUGUAAGAAUUAAUUUGAAAAAAGCCUGUCACAGUUCCAGAAAUUUUCAUGUAGCAAAAUUCACUGUCCCAUGAGAUGUUUUUCACAGCUGCUUUUCGAUUUUUUUGAAUAACACUUAGAAUUGUGCAUAAUACUGUUCUUUAAGCUAAACUACACGGUAUUUGCUACCACUUUGCCUUUAAACACUGAGAGACUUAAUGAAUAUGGUAUUUACUUCUACUAGCAAACUUUGUGACUAACGUGUUUGGAUCCAAUUUUUUUUUUUGUAGGAACAAAGCAACCACUGAUUUUUAUGGAAGCAGGAUUGAGGUUUUUAUGUCAGUGAUAAUAAACAUAUUAUCUAAAGUUCAAAAACCCUUCAGUUAAAAUAUAGCUACUGUGAAAGCAUAUGGAAUGGUCAUAAUUUCCUUGUUUUUAGCAACAUUAGAAAGACAUGAAAAAACAUUAAAAAGGCAGCAUCUAUAAAAACGUGGUAUAUAAAUGUGGUUUAAUUCCAGAUUGCUGUUCGAUUUAAGUAUUAUUAAAUUUCAGUAUAUUCUUGCCUUAUGUUAAAGAAAUAUAUUAGUUAAGCUUCAGAACACAGUAAUGUAUGCUGUCCUACAGAAGAUUUAUUUUUGCAGGAUAUGGAAUGCAAUGAAAUGAAUCAAUAUGGUGAGGUGUAUGUGAUCUCUGGGAGUUAGAUCAUUUAAUAUAGGAAAUGCAUUGUUCUUGUGCACAGGCUAUACUGCAGCCCAGUGCAAGGUAAGACAGAUUUCCUUUUAUUGCUCUUAGAAGAUGCUAGUAAAGGCUAGUAUUGAAUCCUCCAAAUUUGGUUCAGUCUGGUGAUGAUCAUGACAGAGGAAAUGUUGGAGCUGAGCACAAUGUAUGGAAUAAUAGAAUAUUUCUGUAUGUUUAAAUUUUGCACUGUCUAGAUGCUUAUAAAAACUGAAUGCAAACUGUGUAGAAAUAGAAAACUAUAUUUUCUAAUAUCUCUAUUUUACUCAGAUGUUUAAAUAAGAUACCUUAAAAAUCAUGUAAGUCACACGUUAUUUAUAUAUACUAUAUAUAUAUAAAAUUGCACAUUUUUUAUAUAUAUAUAUGUACACACACAUAUAUUAUUUGAGUAUAAUUUUAGCCUUCUGUACCUUUAUAAUAACUAAAACCUUUCCAUAAGAGGGUUCAAUACUUUUAAUAAAUCAAAUAUACAUUUUUCAAAUCAAAUUUGUUUUCAUAUAUUUGCUGUACACAAAUAUAAAAUAAAUUUCUUUAUAAAUAA